Molecule: messenger RNA, 3673 nt
Organism: Mugil cephalus (flathead mullet)
Lineage: Eukaryota; Metazoa; Chordata; Actinopteri; Mugiliformes; Mugilidae
Product: cAMP-dependent protein kinase type I-alpha regulatory subunit
Exons: 11
Coding region: 21-1394 (457 amino acids)
Biological process (GO): regulation of protein phosphorylation
Cellular component (GO): cAMP-dependent protein kinase complex
Molecular function (GO): cAMP-dependent protein kinase regulator activity
Source: RefSeq, a predicted model, not a curated record
GCCAGGGGUUACGGGCUCACAUGUCAGAACGAGGAGAAUUGACGUCAGUGACGGCUGUUGAUUGGUUCUCAGCCGUAUCCGGUGGGGCAGCGGUCCAGGGCUCGGUAAAAAAAAAAAAAAAAAAUCGAAGCGAGGAGGAGGAUCUGGUAACGGUGCGCUUUGAGAAAUAUCAUACGCCCCGAGUCGCUAUCGAAAGGCUCGGAAGGAUUUUACAGUUUCUUAGGUCACAGAGCAGGGUUGCGGUUGUCGUCAUGGCAUCUGGAAGUACGAGCAGUGAGGAGGAGCGGAGUCUCCGAGAGUGUGAGCAGUACGUGCAGAAACACAACAUUCAACAGCUGCUGAAGGACUGCAUUGUUCAGCUGUGCACCUCCAGGCCAGACAGGCCCAUGGCCUUCCUCAGGGAGUACUUCGAGAGGCUGGAGAAGGAGGAGGCCAAGCAGAUUCAGAACCAGCAGAAGGCCAGCAGUUCCCGUUCAGACUCACGUGAUGAGGAGGUGUCUCCACCCAUGAACCCUGUGGUGAAGGGUCGCCGGCGGAGAGGAGCCUUCAGCGCAGAGGUUUACACAGAGGAGGAUGCAGCCUCAUAUGUCAGAAAGGUCAUUCCAAAAGACUACAAAACAAUGGCUGCCUUAGCCAAAGCUAUUGAAAAGAACGUGCUCUUCUCACACCUGGAUGACAACGAGAGGAGUGACAUAUUUGAUGCAAUGUUUCCAGUCACCUAUAUUGCUGGGGAGACUGUUAUUCUGCAGGGUGACGAAGGGGACAAUUUCUAUGUUAUUGACCAAGGGGAGAUGGAUGUGUAUGUGAACAAUGAAUGGGUGACCAGCAUUGGGGAAGGAGGCAGCUUUGGAGAACUGGCACUGAUAUACGGUACCCCGAGGGCGGCUACAGUCAGAGCCAAGACCAACGUCAAACUGUGGGGCAUUGACAGAGACAGCUACAGGAGAAUACUUAUGGGAAGCACUUUGAGAAAGAGGAAGAUGUAUGAAGAAUUCCUCAGGAAAGUGUCCAUUUUAGAGUCUCUUGACAAAUGGGAGCGUCUGACAGUCGCCGAUGCCUUGGAGCCCGUCCAGUUUGAGGACGGACAAAAGAUUGUUGUGCAGGGAGAGCCUGGAGAUGAGUUCUUCAUCAUCCUGGAGGGCUCUGCUGCAGUGUUGCAGCGUCGCUCAGAGAACGAGGAGUUUGUGGAAGUUGGGAGAUUAGGACCAUCGGACUACUUUGGUGAGAUCGCCCUGCUGAUGAACCGUCCCCGCGCUGCCACCGUGGUCGCCCGCGGCCCCCUGAAGUGCGUCAAGCUGGACCGGCCACGCUUCGAGCGCGUGCUGGGCCCCUGCUCAGACAUCCUCAAACGUAACAUCCAACAGUACAACAGCUUCGUCUCGCUGUCCGUCUGAGGGAGCACUUCUCCCCAUCCCCUCCUCUCCCCACACCCUUCACCCUGUCCUCUCUCCUUUCAGACCCAGGGUCCACCAAUGCAAUUUGCUUUUCGUCACUUUCUUCUCGUUUCUGUUUGCUUUCCCCCCACCCUCCUCUCUCUUUGUUUUACACACACACAUGAUUUUGUUGUUACCGCCCGUCACGCAGAGGUGACUUUUAGCCCUUCACCAGCGCUUGUACCAGCUGCUGUACGCUACCUUGUAGGCACAGUUACAUCACAUGUUACUUAUAUAUGUAUUUGCUGGUUAUGCUUUCUUUUUAAACACAAAGCAGGAGAAAGACUUUAGGGUCUCAGACUGAUGAGACAGACAAUCAAGACUUUACAUGGCGCUUUCGCUGAAUUUGUUACAGAUUUCUGUUUUCGAUGGAAGUAAAGUGAGAAGACUGCUUAUUCCCCAUUUAAAGUUUCCUUGAGUUAGCUUGAUUAGACCUACAGAGUAGAGCAGAAACCCUAGAAGGCAGGAAGAAUACGGUCGCAUCAAAUUGUUUUUUAGGUUUCAGCUGUGAUAAGAUGCUCCACCUGUCGUUUAUGGUUGAUUUGUAAAAGACGAGACGACGUUGACGGGGUUUGUUUUAGUUUGAGAGAGCUUGUACAACUUAAGACUUUUAAUGUGCAGCUACCAGGCUAGUGCCAAAUGAUUAUUGUCACAACGCAAAGAUGCAUAGCCGUGGAGAUGCAGUGUGUGUCGGAGGAACAGGAAGUAGUUCUCACUCUUGCUGUCCUCUUAAUCCAUAGAAUGAACAUACAAGAACUGCCUUGACUACUCUGAGGAAAAAUAAAUAAAUAAAUAAAAAGAAAGGAAAAAAAAUAGUAUUAAAUGUAUUUCAGUAUUGAGUUUAUUUAGUAUAUACCAAAUAACUUGGUCACUCUUCUGCUAUGGUUUGUAAUCAGAAAUGUUAUCAUAGUAUAGUUAAAAUGAUGAUCUUAUGGUUUGGAGUGCUGGUGAUCUUUAAAAAAAAAUAUGUUUAACUGUCUUUUGUAAACACUUAUUUUUCCAUAAAUUCUAUUUUAGGUGUCCAGUGCCACAAAGUAAAUAAACGCUUCUUCUUGUCAACUGACGAAACAGUAUGUAAUUGUAUUGUGUAAAAAUGUCAUGGGUUAAAACUUUUUAAAAAUAGAUCAAGAGGUUUAGUUAAAGUUUUAUGGAAGUGGAAGGAAUCAAACGAGCGAGAUGGAUUUUCAGGACAUGUGAAGUAUUUAUGUGUCGAGGCUUCACGCCGGUGAGCUGACGGGCAGAGCGAGCAGAUGUGUAUUUAAUACUAGUGUCAUUGCUUAUUGCCUAUUUGAAAAGGUGGCUGUCUUUUCAUCAGAGUAGCUUGUGACCUGUUCUUUAUGCUUAUUUGGCAUGAUGUUUUAGGCAUCCAGUGAUCCGGUAUGAAUGGAAGCGUGUAUUUAAAAAAAAAACUAAAAAAAAAAAAAGAAGAAGAAAAAAGUGUCCUGCAGCUUUGUGGAGAAGCAGGAACUUUGUCAAAUAUUUGGUUUGUUACUCUCUAGCUUAACUGCUUCAUGACUAUUUAGAUGGUAUAAAAUGUUAUAUCUUUUAUUUUCUUUUUUAAAGAUCUUCACCAAACACAACUUCUGGAUUAUAGGCUUUUCAUUCCUGCCUCACUGUCUGUUUCCAGACCUGUACUCAGUCAUGUUUAUGUUUCAUUCACAGCACUUGUGCGCGUUUAGGAUUGAGAUGUGUGUUUGUACGUCCAAAAAGUUUUUGAUUUGGGUGCCGAUUGCAGGGUAGUCAGGCUGGCGAGAAGACCCUUCGUUAACGGACACGAGUGUAUGUUUCUUUACACUUAAAACUGAUCAUCUGUUCCCCCCUAACCCUCAGGUUAUCCUUGUGGAUGUGGCAACACGUGGGUUUGUGUCCACUGACAACACAUCCUGUUUGUCCCGUUCCACAGGAAGUUGACUCCGUUAGGGGUGAGGGUUUCACCUUGUUUUCAUGUAAAUAUCUGCAUCAUUGGUUUUAGUCCAAAAGGUUUUAGCCACACUGCAAUCGUCCCGGUUUGCCUUAGCUUACCUAACCUGGGCUUACAGUAGUAGUCAGUCACUCCUGCUAGCCCGACCUCCAGUGAGUUUGUUAGGCCUGCGGCACUGAGAGCUGCAGGCCACCAGAGGACCAUUCUUUUUCUAUUCUACCCUGUAUUUAGUUUGACCUCCUGUAUGUGCAAAGAUGUUUAUCCUUUUGGUAUAGAUUGUUCCAGAUGGCAGUUUAAGCAAUAAAAAAGUAAAAAAGAA